UUAAGCAUACAAAGGAAUUGCUAGAGCAAGCAGAAGGAAGCGAGCUUUCGGAAGAGUUAUGAUGUGCUGAUAAGCAACUGGUGGGACAUUACAGCUCAAGAAACUGAGCGGCGCAAAGCUCUUCUUUACACAAAGGGGCUGUAGGGAAACAUUACGGCUUUAAGCAGAAUGGAGACCCAUAUUUCCUUCACCAUUGUUGGCUGCAUUUUAAAAAUCUUCUUCAUCCAGCUCUCCUUUUUCCGACCAACUUCUGCUCCUCCACCACCCACCUCCAGGCAUCCAGAAUCCAGCAGAGAUCUGAUACCGUCCCCCAUCAUUCGCUUCCCAGGUGACAUUUCUCCCAAAUCAGAUAAAGAACUGGCACUGCAAUACCUGAACAAAUAUUACGGGUGCCCCAAAGACAACUGCAAUUUGUUUGUGCUGAAAGACACUCUGAAGAAAAUGCAGAAAUUUUUUGGCCUUCCUGAAACGGGAGAACUGGAUCAGAACACGAUAGAAACAAUGAAGAAGCCCCGAUGUGGAAACCCAGAUGUGGCCAAUUAUAAUUUCUUUCCAAGGAAACCAAAAUGGGAAAAAAACCUGGUGACAUACAGGAUUUUAGGUUACACCCCAGAUUUGGAUUCUGAAACUGUGGACGAUGCUUUUGCCCGAGCCUUUAAAGUCUGGAGUGAUGUCACACCCCUGGAGUUUUCCCGCAUUAACGAUGGGGAAGCAGAUAUCAUGAUCAAUUUUGGACGAUGGGAGCAUGGCGACGGGUAUCCUUUCGAUGGCAAAGAUGGCCUCCUGGCUCACGCUUUUGCACCGGGGCCAGGGGUUGGUGGCGACUCCCAUUUCGAUGAUGAUGAGCUCUGGACUUUGGGUGAAGGACAAGUUGUUAGAGUGAAAUAUGGAAAUGCCGAUGGUGAGUUUUGCAAGUUCCCAUUCCUUUUCAACGAUAAGGAAUACAACAGUUGUACUGACGCAGGACGCAGCGAUGGGUUCCUUUGGUGCUCAACGACAUACAACUUUGACGUUGACGGCAAAUAUGGAUUCUGCCCUCAUGAAUCACUUUUCACAAUGGGUGGAAAUUCCGAGGGAAAACCCUGCAAGCUCCCAUUUAGAUUUCAAGGUACCUCUUAUGACAGCUGCACCACAGAAGGAAGGACAGAUGGAUAUAGAUGGUGCGGCACUACUGAAGAUUAUGACCGCGACAAGAAAUUUGGCUUUUGCCCAGAAACAGCACUGUCCACUGUUGGUGGAAAUUCUGAAGGAGAGCCCUGUGUCUUUCCGUUCACGUUCCUUGGGAAUAAAUACGAGUCUUGUACCAGUUCCGGACGUCAAGAUGGGAAAAUGUGGUGCUCCACAACUAGCAAUUAUGACGAGGACCGCAAGUGGGGCUUUUGUCCAGACCAAGGCUACAGCCUUUUCCUGGUUGCUGCUCAUGAAUUUGGCCAUGCCAUGGGACUUGAACACUCUGAGGACCCCGGAGCACUGAUGGCUCCUAUCUAUACCUACACCAAGCAUUUCCGUCUCUCCCAAGAUGAUAUUCAAGGAAUCCAGGAACUUUAUGGGGGUUCUCCAGAUGUUGGACCAGGCCCAAGUCCUACCCUUGGACCAGUCACACCUGAACUCUGCAAGCAAGAUCUUGUCUUUGAUGCCAUCGCACAAAUAAGAGGGGAAAUAUUCUUCUUCAAAGAUCGAUUCAUCUGGAGGACUGCAAACCAACGGAACAGACCCACAGGGCCACUGCUUGUCGCAACGUUCUGGGCUGAAGUACCAGAAAAAAUUGAUGCUGUUUAUGAGGCCCCCCAAGAAGAGAAAACGGUCUUCUUCUCAGGAAAUGAAUAUUGGGUCUAUUCAGCUAGCACUUUGGAGAGAGGUUAUCCAAAGAGGCUGACUAGCUUGGGACUGCCUCCUGACGUGCAACAGGUCAAUGCAGCUUUCAACUGGAGCAAAAACAAGAAGACUUACAUUUUUGUAGGAGACAAAUUUUGGAGGUACAAUGAAGUAAAGAAGAAAAUGGAUCCUGGUUUCCCCAAAUUAAUUGCAGAUGCUUGGAAUGGUGUCCCAGAUAGUUUAGAUGCUGUUCUUGAUGUGAGCGGAACAGGUUUCAGCUACUUCUUCAAGGACUGGUAUUAUCUCAAACUGGAAGACCAGAGUCUGAAGAUUGUUAAAGUUGGAAAUGUGAAAUCUGAUUGGCUGGGCUGCUGAACUGAUCAACAUCUUAAUAACCAAAAUCAUGUACACUUUUUGGGGUACAAAUCCUAUGUCUUGCCUGAAGUUAGAGAUAGAUCUGUAUGUUAAUUCAUGAUGAGCCAGUCUGGAACUGGCGUCAAGUUGCUCAAUUACUAUUUCUUUACACAACUAUGUAUUAAAUUGUGUGAUGAAGCACACUUACUUGAGAGUAAGGGCCAAGCUACACAUGACAAAUGACACUUGAACAGCAAGUGUAUUUCUCCCUGUUCACUUGCCCUCCACUCAACCCACUUGCCGUUCAAGUGUCAUUCGUCAUGUGUAGCUUGGCCCUCAGUUUCAUCUGAACCAGGAACUUUGAUUUUAAGUCAAUGUAUUUAGGACUGAGGCUACCAGAUACAUAAUUGGACUUUUUCCUCCCCGUUGCUUAAUUUAAGAUUUUUGGAACCUUUAGGCGUACAAUAAAAGAUGUUUACUUCAGUAACCUGAAAUAUCAUGCAACGUUCAGUUUUCCCUGUCUACAGAUUGGUGCUAGCUGAAGAACAGCUGGGAUUCUGUUUCUCUGGGACUUAUUCAAGUGGAAGGAGGGUCCAACACUUUAAAUUCACCCUCAAAUUAAUACAAUCUCCCUGCAAAUUUGAAAUGCACAUUAUCAGGAAGCAAGUUACAUUAGGCUCAGUUUUCCCACCUAACAUGAUAGCUUUGUAUAUGCAGGGAGACUUUUUGUAUAUACAAAUGUACAGUCACACAUUUGUGCGCAAUCUGAAGUGGUACUAUCCUGCGAUACUUACAUCACAUAGACCUGUUGAUUAUGUAGCGUAGCUCAGUCCCUAGAAAAAAUCAUGAAUUUUAGGAGCAAAAACAAUUAUUGCUUCCUAAUGUGAAUAUUCCAGACACAAAAUCUUAAUUCCAAAAUUGAUGUGUUUGGAUUUUGGCUUCAAAAAUCAGAUUUAGUUGCCAGAAUCAGAUGUUCUAACGGGAUAUCCUCCAAAUGGAUCCUCAAAAGUGAAAAUGUAACUUGCAUUUUCAGAACUGAAACUUUAGAAUCAAUAAUUUAGGUGUUUUGUGUAUGUCUUGAGUUUCUCUCUUUCAUAUAUAUUCAUCCUCCAUUUGGUGUUUACCGAACUGAGCCUCUUACUUUGAAUUAGUACAUCCUUGUAAUUCCUUCCUUGAUGGUUUUGUGUCAGUUUCUUUAGAAAGCAAUGCAGAAAGGCACAGGUUGCCUGGGGAUUUGACCGAAGUGUUGAUACUUGAUGGGAUCAUGACAAGGAACUGUAUUAAAAGUAUUGUUUUAAAGUACUUUGAAAUACCUUUAGUCAAAGCCAGCAGUUUGCUUCAUGCACUUUGUUAUCCACCAUAACGUGUUUUACGUGGGUGGCAUAACUCCAGUGAUCAAUUAUGUUAUUUAGAAAUACCAAAUUUGGACAUUUAAUUUGUGUUAUUUUUUUACCCCGUUCUUAACUAUAUCAAGGUGUUUUUUUGUUGCAGACUUUUGCCUUUUCCUACUUAAAAGGUUUUCACUCUAGAACCUGGUGGAUUGUUAAGUUCAUACAAAGAUUUUUUUUUUUAAAGAGGAAUAAUUGCAUACCUGAAACAUCAGUGGCAUAAAUAAAGAAAUUACAGUGUU
Eublepharis macularius is the source of this 3799-nucleotide messenger RNA. RefSeq names its product matrix metallopeptidase 2 (gene MMP2). Gene Ontology annotation, biological process: collagen catabolic process; tissue remodeling; extracellular matrix organization. The transcript has 13 exons. Gene Ontology annotation, molecular function: zinc ion binding; metalloendopeptidase activity. NCBI's taxonomy places the organism in Eukaryota, Metazoa, Chordata, Lepidosauria, Squamata, Eublepharidae. Gene Ontology annotation, cellular component: extracellular matrix. The record is from RefSeq and is a predicted model, not a curated record. Bases 169 to 2190 code for a protein of 673 amino acids.